Messenger RNA from Ictalurus punctatus (channel catfish), 4074 nucleotides. RefSeq names its product sterile alpha motif domain-containing protein 9-like. Bases 209 to 2887 code for a protein of 892 amino acids. Gene Ontology annotation, cellular component: cytoplasm. The transcript is spliced from 2 exons. The record is from RefSeq and is a predicted model, not a curated record. NCBI's taxonomy places the organism in Eukaryota, Metazoa, Chordata, Actinopteri, Siluriformes, Ictaluridae.
UGGAAAUUACAAUGGGUGGAGCUAAACAAACCUCAUGCAAAUCAUUGGAUGAAAAACUGGGGCUGUAUUUUGCUAUAUCAUUUAAAUGACACCUGAGCACAUUCAAACAACAUUCAGAGAGAACCCUCUACCUCCUACCACACAGCAAGGCACUUUGGAAGUCACAGAAUUAAAAUCAAUCAAGGGUUAACCUCAGAACUCAGGCCUGAUGGCAAAUUAUACUGUUCCUUCUCAACGUGGUGGGCAAAUACCACUACAACCUCAAGACAGAGACCAUCUGUCAGCUCUUGAUGUUGUGUGGGCCAAUAAAUAUGAGGGUGAAAUGAUCAGUUCUGCAAAUGCCAUGGAGAUGGAAUUCGAGUUUUACAAAGGUGCCCCACCACAAUGGCUGAACUUCUAUUGGGCUGAACAAGAGAACUCCCCUUUUGUCAAGCGGGAUAUGUAUCAAGUACUACAAAGAAAGAUCAGUGAAAAUAAAACUAAAAGGUGGCGCUUUGCUUCUAUUAAUUUGUCCCAUGAACCAGGCAGUGGAGGGUCCACCUUGGCCAUGCAGGUACUAUGGGACCUGAGAAAAAAGCUCAGGUGUGCCAGAGUAAUAGAUUCUGCAACAGACACGAAGGAAAUUGCACAGCAAGUGCUGCAGUUAUUUUCUGCAGGUGGUUCAGAAAACCAAAACACUGUUCUCCUCCUUCUGGACAACAAGCACACAAUUGAUGAUACUUCAUUUCGAGAAAACCUUGAAGAAAACCUCUUUGAUGAAAUUAAAGCAAACAAUAUCACUGCUACAAUCCCUAUGGUUAUCAUUUUAAACUGUCUACGCCAGAAAGAUUUGACAGAAAGAACAGAAAAUGUGAAACUGUCCUCAAGCCUUUCAGAGGAAGAACAAGACAAUUUUAAGAGAAAACAGUCUGACAUCAUUCAAAAACAUGGAAACAGACACACUCAACUUCAUGCCGUUAACAUUAUGCUGAGAAAUUACGAUAAAAGUUAUGUUAAAAAGCUCUGCAAAAAUCUUCUGCCAUUAAAGAAAAAAAGGAGGCCACGCAAAGAACAACUUCUGGCUUUUUUGGCACUGAUUAAUUCAUAUGUCCCUGGCUCUGAUCUCCCAUAUGAUCUUUGUCGGAUGUUCAUUUGGAGGGAAGGUAAUAAUGUUGAUGCUUUUUCUUUGGAGCAAAAUAUGCAGCCCUUCACAGACUUUCUGGUCAUAUUCUCAACAAAGGAAGAAAAGGCCAGAAGUGAGGACAUGCAUGUACGUAUGGUACAUCCCAUGAUUGCUCAUGAAUGUCUAAAAUUGUUAACUGAAGCUGGGGUAACCAGAGGUGACACUACAUUGAAGCUACUGAGAGAAAUGUGCAAAGAUGACACGCCUCCAUGUUUGGUGAAAACUAUAAAAAAAUUACUCACAAAGCGAGAAUAUAGGUUGCAAAAACAGGAAAAUUUCUCCAAAGUGAUCCUAGAUAUAAGAGAGACAGAAAGGUCAUCCAUGUGUGUUGCAGUGUUGAAAAUGGCCUUGAAAAAAUUUACAACGGAUCCAUUUUAUCCACAAGCUCUUGCCCGUUUCUAUUACAUUAAGAUGGAAGAUUAUGAACGAGCUAAACACUGGGUUGAAAUGGCAAUUAUGAGGGAUAAAGGAAACUCCUUUAUCAGAGACACCCUUGGACAAGUGCAUAAAAACUAUUUAAAAUAUAUUAUUCGUAAAAAACAAUUGCCCUUGAAAAACCCUGAAGCGUAUGCUAGAAAAAUCCUGGAUCUUGGAAAACAAGCAACUAUGGGUUUUAAGGAUGAAGAAGAAGUUGCUAAGGCAGAGAAGGCACCAGAGAUGAAAGAGCAUGGCAUGACAAGCACAUCUACCAUCUUCAACAACAGGGGUACCUUUGGCUACAUGCAAGCGGCAAAGAUCAUUUUUGACGAACUCACAACCCUUCACGAGGACUGGUCCAAAGUGCUUACAAAGGAAGUAACUCUGCACCGUUUUCUCAACUCUUAUGGAAAAGGCAAAUGUGAGAAGUAUAAGAGUCUCAUUACAAGUCUAAGAGAUGAAGUUGAGGUCAAGUUCGAAUUUUUUGAAUGGUAUCUCCUUUACUCAAAGCCAAGCAUCCACAAAGAUGAACCCACAUACUUCUGGCCAGAAGUUGAUGAAUGCUACAUGAAAUUUGUAACACAAUACCAACAGAAUAAGUCAGCAUUUCAGAUCCUCAAGGAGAAAAAGGCCAACACAUUUGCAGGAUUGCUGUAUACACAAGACAGAGACACUGAACUGGAACUGAUCACUGAACAAUGGAAAGAAAAUUAUUUGCAAUCACCGAGUGAUGCGCAGAUUAUCCAAAACUACGUUGUUGCAAAUGUCAUGUUAAGUCAAAGGAGUAACACAUCCAUAGCAUCAUUGGAAGAACUUCAGGCAAUGCUACACAAUCUCUGGACAGAACAAAAAGAUAACAGAAGUCCAGAAUUCUAUCUCUUGGUUCUUCUGCUCUUUUGGCCUGAUGCACAACAGGGCAGACCCAACAGUCUGGACAUGUCUGAAUGUGUUAGACAUAUGCAUCAUUCCUUUGAAAGAACGUACAAAAUUUACCUACGCUCUCGUUACCUGGUGCCUCUCUUCUUCCUCACUGUAGGCCACGGACUACAUGGAUUUGUCCCUAAAUCAUGUGUAGAUGAAACUUCAAUUGACCUUCUUACUAAAGGAAGUGAAAGAGUUGAAAUCCCACAACUGCGACGUGUGAGAGGAGAGGUGAGAAAUUAUAAGGCUUUUGCUGUAGAAGGAUCUGAGAAGAUUGAGGUUUCUCCUGAUCGUCCAGCCAGCGUUCGUGGUGAAGGAAAGGUUUCUUUCUAUCUUGGCUUUAACAUCAAGGGACCUGUGGCUUACAACAUUAGAUAUGAGCAAUAAAGAUGAAGAUAAAUACAUUAGAUAUGAAUCUGAGCUCCAGUUGAACAUUAGGGUUCAGUGAAUACACAGAAAUUGAAUGAAUGUAACCUUUAUGUAAUAUUAACGUCCAAUAAGGAUGAAAGUAAAAACAGGGAUUCAAAAUUUUUGAUAAAUAUAUCAUCACUAGUGUAGGGUUGAUUUAAUCAAUUGUACAUAAUAUAAUGGGUUUAGUAAUGUUCUUCAUAAUGGGUCAUGUUUUGCUGGACUACCAUCGACUGCACAAACUACACAUGAUCUUAAACACUGCUUUUGUAUAAAUAGAUCUCCGAUGGGAUGGCAGAAUUUGACGUACCUUCUGUAUCUUACUGCUAGAAAAAUCAAAUACUAUAUAAUUCCUCAUUAAAGUUUAAAAUGUUCUAAAUUUACUAUAAAUGCAGUCUGGGGCAGAUUCAGAGUCAACAUAAGUAACUUAAAGUAUGUCAAUAUUUAUGCAGGGAAAGUUCCUCAUAUUCAGACAUGGGUUACACAUAAGCUUAAAUCGAUUUUCUGCAGCUGCCAUUCAGAUUAUACAAAAUACUUGUGUGUAGCUCCAAGAUAGCCAGAAUUUUCUUGAGUAAAGUUGUCCAAGGUAAAGAUGCUGCUUGACAGCAAUGUCUCCAAUUAUGAUGCAGUGUCCUCUGAGUGAAAAAAACCCUUUUCUGUAGACUUGUAAAAGACAAUGCUAUUAAUUACUAAAUAGUGUCAUAUGUAUGUAUUUAAUAAUAGCCUCAAAUGACACUCCAUAGUUUUCAUAGUAUAUGAAAAUAGUUGAUCCAUAGUUUACAUACACUGUGACGCAUUAUAUUUACAUCAAACUGUCUGGAUCAUUCAAGGUCAGAUUCAAGGUCAGGGGCAAACUCCGCCUUGUUAUGUAGCUGAAGAGUAUAGCACGCAUAACUCUGAUUACUUCCCUCAGUAUGUACCUGCACACUCUGUAAUCCAUUUCCUGAAAAUUCACUACAUGAAUAUAAUUUCUUCAUUUAUAUUAAUACAAUAAUACUAAAAGCAUCCACACCUACAUGAAAAGACAUGACUUUAGCUAACACACUUUGUGUUUAUGCAAUUAAUAAUUAAUAGUUUGACAUCAAUAACUUGGGUGUACUGCAAACAGACAUUUUGGGAGUCAGUUAUUUUGUAACCAGACAUCACUAUUCUAAGAUAACCAGCUU